AGAGUACUUCCAGGUCGAGGUGUUUCUUGUUGCCCAGAGCACGUGCGCACGGGCCACCCGGCCGCCCCGCGCUUGCCAUGCUCGCCGCGGCCGCGCUGGCAGCGCUCCUGGGCUCGGCCGCGGCCGCGCCGGAGGCGGCUUCCUCGGCCCCACCGACCGCCGCGGCGCCGAGAACGCCGCUCAACCCGAUCACGGCCGAAAGCGACAUCGACCCUCACGGGGGGUGCAAGGACCUCGCGAACCGAGGGGUACAGCGCGGGCAGGGCAAGGUAGUGGCCUGCGUCGCGAUGAGCCUGAGAAAGGCGAAGGUAUGGAGCAAGAAAGGUUACCCAGAAGAGCUCGACCCGUGCAUCGAUGAUUUUCGCGAGUUCAAGAUGGCGGCUCUUCGUGCCAACCCCCUCGACCCAGCGAACCUUUGGUCCGCGGAGCCCGUGACGGGCAUUCGCGAAGCCUGCAGGGAGGACGCCGCCAGGGAGUGCCCCACGAUGCUCGGGCCCGUCCUGAGCGACUGCCUCAGGAAGAAGCGGAGCACGACUGGCAAGCUGUCCCCCGCCUGCGACGCAAAGGUAUUUUCAAUGCAGGAGAUGCUCUCCAGGGACGCAUCCAUGGAGAAGGGGUUGUUCGACGCUUGCAAGACGGACAUGGAGAAAAUCCCAAGCUGCAAGUUGCGCCAGUCUUCUGGGGUACCCAUCCACUGCCUCAAGGAACACCGGUUCAACCUCAGUGAGCCGUGCCGCGGCAAGUUGUUCGGCUGGGAGGUAGAGUCAGCACAGGACCUCCGGCUGAACAAGAAAGCCAUGGACAUGUGCGAGGAUGAGAUCGAGUCGGUCUGCGGCAACAAGGCGUUCGGCGAUGGCACGAUGCUAAACUGCUUGUGGGAGAGCCUCUCGACGCCCGCGAAGCACUCGGUGGCCAGGUUCAGCUCGAAGUGCACAUCGGUAGUCAAGAAGCUGACGGUGCGGGCCAAUCAAGACUACCGCCUGAACUUCAAGAUCCGGGACAGCUGCGCCAAAGAAGUGGACGAGAUGUGCAGCUCCGAAAAAGAAGCCGCCGACAAGAUGAGCCUGCAAGAGCUCUUCGGGACGAAGCGGAAGGACCGGGACAAUUCUGCAAAGUCGGGCCAGGUGCUCCGCUGCCUGAAGACACAUUUCGCCAACAUCACAUCGGCGUCCUGCAAGGCAGGGAUCGUGCAAGUAGUCCGCACCCAGGCCUUGGACGCGAACGCAGACGCGGUCCUCUCGCGUGUUUGCCAGGCCGACAUCGACCAGUACUGCGACAGUUCCCGUCCAGAGGAUGCGCACAAAUGCCUCCGGACGAACAUGGACAAGCUGAGCAGUGAAUGCCGGAGCGCCGAGGUUCUCCAGGGUCAGCUGGAGGCGGGCGAUGUGUACAUGAAGCCCGCGAUGGAGAGCGCCUGCCAGGUCGCGAUCUCCCGGUACUGCAGCGAAGUGCCCCCGGGCAGUGCCCGGGUCAUCCGAUGUUUGCAGGACUUCGUGGACGACCCGGGCUUCCCUUCCAACUGCAAGAAAGAGGUAAUAGUCGACAUGCAGGCAAGCAGCAAAGACUGGCGCCUGAAGUAUGGGAUCUCGCACACGUGCGAAAGGGACGCCAGCGAUCACUGCGGCGACGACCUGGAAGAGGGGGCUGGUAAGGUUCUCGGAUGCUUGAAGCAGGCUUACAUCGACAAAAAGAUUAAGGCCGACGCUUGCAACGCAGAGAUUCUUCGUUUUGUCUCGCAGGGGGUGAACGACAUCAGGAUGGCGCCCAACACGUACCAUGCUUGCGUCAGUGACGUCGAGGCGCUCUGUGAGGAUAUUGAGCCUGGCCGUGGCCGUGUGCACGAUUGUCUUCUCAAGCACAAGGCCGUUCUUUCGAGCGCUUGUGCGAAAGAGGAGUUCAAGACACAAGCGAUCCGAACAGGCAACAUUAGGGCUGAUGAAAUGGCAGCUCGCGCUUGCAAGACGGCGAUGACCACGUUCUGCUCAGACCUGACGGCAGGUGAAAGCCAGAUGUGGCAGUGCCUCGCGAGGCACACGUCAGAUACCGGCAUGCCCAGGGAUUGCAGUGUCGCGGUUCAGAAAAUCCUCGCUCUUCAGCACUCCGAGUUCUUCCUCGACCCUGCCAUGUCCAAACACUGCAAGGCGGACGCGCAGCGCAUCUGCAACGAUUACUUCACUGUUGCAGAGUACAAAGACUUCUCGAGCCUCGGUGAUGUCACCACUUGUUUAAUCCGUCAACUUGACCAGGUGAAGAGCUCGGAUUGCCGCGGCGACAUUCGGAGAAAGGCUUCGGAGAGGCUGAAGAGUGUCAAGCUUGAUCCCGUGAGGCAGAAUAUGUGCGAGUUCGACAUAGGUCAAUACUGCAGUGAAGAGUCGAGAGGGGGAGACGGAGGCAAGGUGCACGCUUGCUUGGCCAAUAACUUCAAGGACCUGACCGCUAUGUGCCAGGACGUCCAGAAGACCUACAUGGUUGUGGCGUCAUCAGACGCCCGCGUCAACGUCCCCGUGGACAGGUUCUGCAAGGCCGCCAAGAAACAAUUUUGUGAGUCUGUCGAAGAAGGCCAAGGCAGAAUGAUGACUUGCUUGUUGGACCACAUGCACGACAAUGGCAUGGACACAGCGUGCAGGAAGGUUCUCGUUGACGAGUCGAAGAAGCGCGCCAUGGACUACGACUUCAACGUGAAGCUGAAAAGGGCCUGCGACCCCCUGCUCGCGAAGCUGGCGGGUGCCAAGCUGCCCGACGGCAGCGCCCUGCGGUGCGACCAGUCGCGGGAGAACUGGCAGACGAUCUGCCUGACCGAACACGUCUACUCGAUCAAAGGACAGGGGUCGGCGGCUUGUCAGGCCGAGGUUCGCAAAGUGCUGAAGCUUCAGAGCGCCGACCUUCGCGCUCGGCCGGGAAUGGAAGGCGCGUGCUCGAUAUCAAUCGCCUUUGCGAAGGCGUCGAGGCCGGUGCGGCAAGGUGGCACGAGUGUUUGAGGGAGAAACUGGAUGACAUCUCAAAUGCGGAGUGUAAGAAGGAGGUCACCGUGUUCGCCAAGGUGGCGGGCACUCAUGCGACAAUUGACUUCACGAUCCGGACCAAAUGCGCCAAUGAGAUGAAGUCGUUCUGUAAGGACACUCCUGCUGGAGAUUCGCGAAUGAUGGUGUGCUUGAAGGUAAACGUAAAGGAAGAGGCAGAUGGCUUCUCGAUGGCUUGCAAAACUGCCCUGGCCAGAUCUGCGGGCGUAGAGGACAUCGCCACCAAAAUGUUCAAUUUCUCGCAGAGGAAGGAGAAUGCCCUGGAGCAGGUGCAGGAAUUUAUCUACGAACAUGAGAGUUUCACAGACAAGUGGAGUGUAAUGAUGCUUGUCGGCACCGUCGGCUUUAUCGCGGUGUUGUCGUUCGCUGUUUCUUAUUGCAUUUUGCAGCGGAGGUUCAACAAGGUGAUGUACACCGUGGCGCAGCCAGACUCGGCGUGUUAGGAUGGUAUGCCCGUGCAGAUACAGCUCGUGCGGCGCGCAGGCUGCGUCCGUAGCUGCUCGCGUCAGACCUCCUUCGACACCCAUCUCAUUUCUUCACCCUCCCCGCGCCGCGGCGGCGGCCACCAUGCGGAAGGUCUGGAAAGUGGAGGCGGAUGUCGAGGGUUGCGCAAGUGUCGCCAAGAGAGUGACCCAAGGGCCGCUCUGUGGCAGCGCGGCCCAGACACAUUGCCUGCCCAAUCGACGACGCCUGCGGCGAAUCUCCGCCGCCCCCUGCCAGUUGUGAGGCGCCUGUGUGGU
Messenger RNA from Prorocentrum cordatum, 3760 nucleotides. The record is from the annotation of a GenBank genome assembly. Lineage: Eukaryota; Dinophyceae; Prorocentrales; Prorocentraceae.